AUGCGGCGGGCCACAGUCACCGCGUCGAUACAACGCGCGGGACAAUCGCGUGUGUACCGCACCCCAUUGGGUGGUGCCUACUUUGAACAGCCGUUGCCGUCGUCGCUUGGGGCCUCGCGCGCCAAAGGGAAAGACCUCAGCACGGCUAACAUCAGCACGAAGGGGCGCGGGACGCGAGGGAAAAAACGACCUCUCCGUGCUCCUCUUACCGCUGAAGGUCUCAAGUCGCAACUGCGGCAACUCGGGCAGGAAGCGGCUAUAUACAAGCAGCGCCGUACAGAUGAGGGCGAGGUGAAACUUGCGGAAGACAGUCAUCGCGACAUGCGGUGGCGGGCACUUCACAACGAGGAUGAAACGGGAACUGCAGCAAUACGUGCCGCUAACGAGCGUUCGCCUGCCAUAGUGGCGAAUCAGGGCGGUUUGAUGUUGUUGGAAACGGGAGACGAUGAAGAACUGGGGAACGACCUCGUGAUACCGGGAAGCAGCGUGCUGGGUAGUGAUCUGGAUCGGCUAGAACGUGACAUGAUGCGUGAUUACCACCAGCGUGGUAAGGAACUUCCGCAUUUUGAUAACGUCUACGCGACAUUCGGGGGCGGAAGACGUGGUAAGAAAUCGUACCACGUUCUUGCAGAGGAGUACCGGCAGCAAAUGGCAACAGGGAGGGCAGCUGCAGAGACGGGAGCAUCUGCUCGGGGCGUCAACUUGUGCCGUGGUCAGCAACAUAAGGAUGAAGAUGAGGCUGGAGACGAUGACAUGUUGCCACCGGAGGCAAACCCUCACUUCCCCGUUACAGUAGUGGAGGUUGGUGCCGUGUCUGCUCUUGCUGCAGCUACAGCUACAGCUACGCAAUUGAUAGGGCAGGCAGCUUCCUCCUCUUAUCCAUUGUCAUCAUCGUCUUUUUCUUCCCCUCCGCAUGACGCAUACGGAGCGCAGCCUGUAGGUAACCACCUUCUAGAACUGCGGGGUGCUGAGUUUUGGGAUGACGCGGAGAAUCGUGAACGGCUUCGGCAGAUAACGGACUACGCGGCGGAGGGCUACGCACACGAGAUGUUGGCAGAGGGGGUGGUGGACACCAGCGAGGUUGGCUAUUCGGCAAACAGGGUUCGCAGGGAGACGCUGCUGUAUUUUCAGGCGCAUCCCAUCAAUGAGAUGAUUCAGGAGCCGUUUGUGCGCAUCCGCAGCAUCUUGCCAAGCGACGGAGAGGCGGAGGUGCACUUUCCUGUGGGCGACGCGGACACCGAUGUGGACCUUCCUGCAUCGCAAGCACGGCGCAUGGCCCGUGAACUGGGUCUCGACCUUAUCCGGGUGGGGGCAAUCCACACAGACAAGAAUGACAGGCGUGUAAUAGCUCUCUGUACCAUUGCAGAUCACCGGGAACACAUGCGUGAUAUGAUUCGAUUCAAGAUGCAGAAGCUUGGUGUUCAGCCUCCGCCCACGAAGGAGUGCAUCGAGGUGCCUUUCCGUGGUGGAACGCAUCCCCACGCCAUCCGCUUCAAAAGUAUCGGUAUUGCGAAACACCUGCUUCACCGGCGCGUGGUACGCAUUAACCUGACCAAGUUCGGCACACCAAAGGAGGGGUUUCCGGUGUUUCGCACCAUCCUCGACGAAGUAAAGACGCAGGCACUCCAGUUAAAGGCGUAUCACACCGCCGGCAUGGUGCGAGCUAACUACAACGAGGUGUACUGCUACCUGUUUCCUUCGACGGGGCGGUCGCCCAAGACGACGGUUACGCACCCGACACAAGCACAGCUGGAUGCGACGCGUGAUCAGCGCAUCCUCGAGGACGAGAGGGAGAUCUACUUUGAUGACCUCAAUAACAAAAAAACCGCCCGGGAGAGAUUGGCGUACAUACAAAAGCUAGAAAAGGGCACGGCGUGGGCGGACAAGGACGAGGGCCUUUCACUGCAACGCCAACGUGACAUCAAACUUAUGCUUGGAUAUCUGCCCAAGGGCAAUCAUGAACUUUACGCGGCACGCGGCGACGUUGACAUCCCCUCCCCAUUCCGUGCAAGCCACCCAACCUCCGUGGAGCGAUGGACACAUCCACCGGAGACGAACUUGGAGCAAGCAUCGCGGGGGGCGGCAGUGCUUGGCAAGCGGCUUGCCAUGACAGUGAGUGAGAUGCACGAUAGACAGGAGACGGCAGAUAACCCGACGACGUUAGAUCGCUUUUACUACCGAUUGCAGGGUCCGGCUUUGGAGGCGGGUGAAUUGAAGGAGGCACUUGGGCUGAAGCGCAAUCGCAAGUUGGUGCCAAGACAUGCUCCCGGUUGGGGUACACUUGGGAUGCCAAAGAACCCACCGGAGGAGCCGGGAUACGCGGCGAAGUAG
Messenger RNA from Trypanosoma conorhini, 2331 nucleotides. RefSeq lists its product as uncharacterized. The coding region runs from base 1 to 2331 and encodes 776 amino acids. The record is from RefSeq and is a predicted model, not a curated record. Lineage: Eukaryota; Euglenozoa; Kinetoplastea; Trypanosomatida; Trypanosomatidae. The transcript has a single exon.